This is a messenger RNA of Saccostrea cuccullata (small rock oyster), 1132 nucleotides long. RefSeq names its product UMP-CMP kinase 2, mitochondrial-like. The record is from RefSeq and is a predicted model, not a curated record. The annotation marks the transcript as partial. NCBI's taxonomy places the organism in Eukaryota, Metazoa, Mollusca, Bivalvia, Ostreida, Ostreidae. Gene Ontology annotation, molecular function: nucleoside diphosphate kinase activity; dTMP kinase activity. Gene Ontology annotation, biological process: dUDP biosynthetic process; dTTP biosynthetic process; dTDP biosynthetic process. Gene Ontology annotation, cellular component: mitochondrion; cytoplasm. The transcript is spliced from 4 exons.
UCCACAGUAUGGAUCAGAGAGGCAGAGGAACUCCUUCGAAUUUAUGAUGCCACUGUCCCAACAUACUUUAGCCUCAAAGAUCUGAAGAAAAAGAUGAAAUUUCCAUUUGUUGUAGUGGAGGGGCUAGAUGCUACUGGGAAGACUACUUUGACUGAAACACUGGAGAAGAAAAUGGCUGCAUGUAGAUAUUUUACACCUCCUCCCCCAAUACAGCAUCUGAGGAAAUGUUUUGAUGACCUUCCAGAAAUUGUCAGAAGGGCCUACUAUUCCAUUGGCAACUAUAUUGUUUCCAUAGCAAUACUGAAAACAUGUCAGGAGAAACCUGUUAUCAUGGACAGAUUCUGGCACAGUACUGCAGCUUAUGGUAUAGCCAAUGAAACAAGCAAUGAAGACAUCCCAUUGGAGGGGCAUUGGGUGUAUAAGUGGCCCAGUGACCUUUUAACCCCUGACAUCGUCCUCUUUCUGACAGUCAGUGAGGAGAUCAGAAAGCAGAGGAUGCUGGGAAGAGGAGGGGAGAAAACUCAAGAAGAAAAACAUUUAGAUAAAGAUAGACUGUUUAGAGAAAGAUUAUACCUAGCCUACAAGAGAAUGGAGAAGCCUAGCUGUAUAGAAAUAGAUGCCAGUGGCUCCAUAGAGAUAGUUCUGGAGGCAGCAGAGAAGGAGUUGACAAAGCACGGGGUCUAUCUAGACCAGACUGAAGCUAAAUGAUGCAUGAUGCAUGUCUAAAGAAAUCCACAAAAUACAUAUACACACAGUAUUAUUUGUUAAAAUCCAUAAUCUGGGUUCUCAGGAAUUUUGGAAAUUUCAGGCUGGCAGAUAAAAAGUAUUAUUCCAAUGUACUACCUGAAAAAAUUGAUUUUAUAACAAAUUGCAUACAGUAUUAUUUGGUUAACCCAUUAUCUGGGUUCUCAGGAGUUUAGGCAAUCUCAACUUUUAAAGUUCUGAUAUUAAUCAGAUAUGUACUUCCUUAAAAUAUGGGUCUUUUUUUAAGAUUCGGUAUUGUCCAGGUACUUCCUGUUAUGUAUUCCAAAGGCUGUAUUGGUCCCAACUGCUUCAUAAUUAUUUGUAUUUAUUUUCUCUAGUCUGAACUCACAAUAAUUACCUUAUUGUCACUUCAAUGUAAUUAACAACU